Messenger RNA from Limulus polyphemus (Atlantic horseshoe crab), 2072 nucleotides. RefSeq names its product inosine-5'-monophosphate dehydrogenase 2-like. The record is from RefSeq and is a predicted model, not a curated record. Gene Ontology annotation, cellular component: cytoplasm. Gene Ontology annotation, molecular function: IMP dehydrogenase activity. Gene Ontology annotation, biological process: GTP biosynthetic process. Lineage: Eukaryota; Metazoa; Arthropoda; Merostomata; Xiphosura; Limulidae.
CGUGAGUAGAUGGUUGUAGAAAAUGGUGAAUUGUUAUUAAAUUAAUUACUAAUGGCUGAUAAUAAGUUGAGUGACGAGGGACGACAAAGGUUCGGUUAUGACGGACUUUCAGGAGAGGAACUUUUUAGAACUGGAGAUGGGCUGACAUUUAAUGACUUUCUUAUUCUUCCUGGCUACAUUGACUUUACUUCAGAUGAUGUGGAUAUUACCACCCUUUUGACUAAGAAACUUGCAUUGACAGCUCCUUUGGUGUCAUCCCCGAUGGACACAGUGACUGAGUCUGACAUGGCUAUAGCAAUGGCUUUGUGUGGAGGAAUUGGUUUCAUUCACCAUAACUUCAGUGCUGACUUUCAAGCUGCUGAAGUGCAUAAGGUAAAGAAGUACAAGCAUGGAUUUAUUCAAGAUCCUGUGAUUUUAUGUUCAAAUGACAAAGUGAAAGAUGUACUUGAAGUCAAGAAAAAAUAUGGUUUUUGUGGAAUCCCAAUUACUGAAAAUGGGAAGGUUGGUGGAAAACUGGUUGGUAUGGUGACAUCCCGUGAUAUUGACUUCAUGGAGGAAGAUAUGCUGGACUUACCUGUUUAUAAGGUUAUGACAAAGAAAGAAGACUUGGUAGUUGUACCAUCAGGAAUCACUCUGAAGGAGGCAAAUGAAAUUUUACAGCAGACCAAAAAAGGAAAACUUCCAGUUGUGAAUGAAAAGGGGGAACUGGAAUCUAUCAUUGCUCGAACUGAUUUGAAGAAAAGUCGUAGUUAUCCUUUAGCAUCAAAAGAUGCCAAUAAACAGCUUUUAGUUGGAGCUGCUAUUGGCACACGAGAUGAUGAUAAGGAACGCUUAGAUAAACUAGUUCAAGCUGGAGUAGAUGUCAUAAUUUUAGACUCUUCUCAAGGUAACUCGAUCUACCAAGUGGAUAUGAUCCAUCACAUUAAGACAAACUAUCCUGAGUUGCAACUGAUAGGUGGAAAUGUGGUAACUACACAGCAAGCUAAGACCCUGAUUGAUGCAGGAGUAGAUGGAUUGAGAGUUGGAAUGGGUUCUGGAUCAAUCUGUAUAACUCAAGAAGUGAUGGCUGUUGGUCGUUCUCAAGCAACAGCUAUAUACAAGGUGGCAGAAUACAGCCAGAGAUAUAGGAUUCCCAUAUUAGCAGAUGGUGGAAUUCGUUCUGUUGGCCACAUUAUUAAAGCUCUGAGUCUUGGGGCAUCUACAGUUAUAAUGGGCUCUCUUUUGGCUGGAACAAGUGAAUCUCCUGGCAAAUACUACUUCUCAGAUGGUGUUAUAAAAAAAUACAGAGGGAUGGGAUCACUCGAUGCUAUGGAAUCUCAAGAAGGAACAGGCAGCCGUCAAAGAUACUUCCAGAGUGAGGAUGACAAGGUUCGAGUAGCACAAGGCGUAUCUGGUAGCGUUGUCGACAAAGGUUCAGUGCAUCGAUAUGUCCCGUAUUUGAUCACAGGCAUCAAAUAUGGUUGCCAGGAUAUUGGAGUUAGAAAUCUUACAAACUUGAGAGCUCUGAUGUACUCAGGUGAACUUAGAUUUGAAAAAAGAACACCUUCUGCUCAGAUAGAAGGAGGAGUACAUGGUCUACAUUCGUUUGAAAAGAAGCUGUUUUGAAGAUCUUGCAAUAAAUUAAAAGGAAAAGGAGUCACUACCUCUCCAGGGUUUUUUCUGUCCAAUAUCAAGGAGUUACAACCUUUACAGACAUUUUUUCUGUCCAAUGUUAAGAGGCCAUCUUGAUAAUGUUGCAUUAAUAUUAAAAUGGAAAGGAGUUACUACCUUUACAGGCAUUUUCUGCCCAAUACUAAGGGGCCAACUUCACUAUGUUAUUCCAUGUAUGCAGACAAGGAAUAAAUAGUUGUAGUAAGUUAGAUUUUGUGUAUUUUUUUAUGUUUAGAACAAAUAUAAAAGCAGCCAAAAAUUUGGAGGGUGAUUUAUUGCCCUGUUUGUAAACUGGUCAGUGUGUAAUCUAUUUUGUUGUUUGUGUUAUUCUUUCAAACAGAAGUAGUAAAAUAAAUUGCAUAGUAUAUUUUGUCUGUUAUGAAUUCUUUUUGUAACAACAAAACUGGCUUUUAGUAUUAAAA